CGAUCACAUUCUCUGCAAAUCAAAAAUUAAAUUGAGUAACAUUCCUUUUUAAGAUAAUCGCAAAUGGCUCGUACCAAGCAAACCGCAAGGAAAUCCACCGGAGGAAAGGCUCCAAGGAAGCAGCUCGCGACGAAGGCGGCGAGGAAAUCGGCUCCGGCUACCGGAGGAGUGAAGAAGCCACACAGAUUCCGUCCAGGAACGGUGGCGUUGAGAGAGAUCAGGAAGUAUCAGAAGAGCACAGAGCUUCUGAUUCGCAAGCUUCCUUUCCAGAGACUUGUUCGUGAGAUCGCUCAGGAUUUCAAGACGGAUCUGAGGUUCCAGAGCAGCGCCGUCGCGGCUCUUCAGGAGGCAGCUGAGGCUUACUUGGUUGGUCUGUUCGAGGAUACUAACCUUUGUGCGAUUCACGCUAAGAGGGUUACAAUCAUGCCUAAGGAUAUUCAGCUUGCGAGGAGGAUUAGAGGCGAGAGGGCUUUUGAUUUCGUAAUGGCUAGAACCAAGCAAACAGCUAGGAAGUCCACCGGAGGCAAAGCCCCAAGGAAGCAGCUUGCGACGAAGGCGGCGAGGAAAUCCGCUCCGGCCACUGGUGGAGUCAAGAAGCCGCACAGAUUCCGUCCAGGAACUGUGGCUUUGAGAGAGAUCAGGAAGUAUCAGAAGAGCACUGAGCUUCUGAUCCGUAAGCUUCCGUUCCAGCGUCUGGUUCGUGAGAUUGCUCAGGAUUUCAAGACGGAUCUGAGGUUCCAGAGCAGCGCCGUCGCUGCGUUACAAGAGGCGGCCGAGGCUUACCUUGUUGGUCUGUUCGAGGAUACUAACCUUUGUGCGAUUCACGCCAAGAGGGUCACCAUCAUGCCUAAGGAUAUCCAGCUCGCAAGGAGGAUCAGAGGUGAAAGAGCUUGAAGACUCUUGUGCGAUCUAGCUUUGUUUAGUUCGUUAAUGGGCAGUUUAUUUCUGGGAUUUUUAUUUGCGUUUAGCUAAUGGGUUCUUAGAAGUGUAGAGCUUUGCUCGUUUCUUAUUCUGGGUUUGUUUAGAUUACGCCUUUGUUAGGAUAGUACUCAAGAUGUUCGACGAAAUGUCCCAACCAGAGUUUCUUUUGUUUAUUAUAACUUAUUGCCCAAUUUACUUGAAAUAUUUUGUUUUUCUUUAAUU
Molecule: messenger RNA, 1143 nt
Organism: Eutrema salsugineum
Lineage: Eukaryota; Viridiplantae; Streptophyta; Magnoliopsida; Brassicales; Brassicaceae
Product: histone H3-like centromeric protein CSE4
Exons: 2
Coding region: 64-894 (276 amino acids)
Cellular component (GO): nucleosome
Molecular function (GO): structural constituent of chromatin; DNA binding; protein heterodimerization activity
Source: RefSeq, a predicted model, not a curated record